AUGGCGCUGCACAGCUGCCAGAACUCUGACUCGGGCUCAGCAGGAUCUUUGUUCUUCACCUGUGUAAAGGUCAAACUGGAAAACGCAGCGAAUAUCAUCCUGCGCUCCUACGUAAUUGGAUCUGUUCUUACCCAUCAGGAUAGUGACUUUGAUGAGUGCCAAGUUGUGUCCUGCCCUUUAAAUCUUUCUGAGUUGGAAAACUUGCAGCCCGAGAUUAAAAAACUCGCUGAGCAUGUUCGCUAUGAAGUUUCUGUCCGUGGAAAGCAACUGGGUUGGUCUGAAAAGGUUGCCAGGUUCCAUUUUAAGAAAAACCUGCGGAGGAUUAUUACAGAACUGUACAUUCGAGACAACUGCCAUCCCUUCAAAGCCACCUUACUGGUGUGGGUACAGAUUCCGAUGUGGGUUUGCGUGUCCCUCGCUUUGCGCAACUGCAGCGUUGGUGCCAUGGACUCGGAAGUUCAAGAACAGUUCUCAGCAGGUGGAACGUUGUGGUUUCCAGACCUCACUGCACCAGAUUCCACAUGGAUUUUGCCAGUUUCACUUGGGCUCAUAAAUUUGCUGAUACUGGAGAUCUUUGCUUCGCAAAAAACAAAAGUUUCUAGAUUCCAGAAGCUUGCUACGAAUUUCUUUCGAGUGGUGUCAGUGGUAAUGAUCCCUGUUGCUGCAACAGUCCCCUCUUCCAUGGCGCUGUACUGGCUGUCCUCGAGCUUCAUGGGACUCUCGCACAACCUGUUGCUGCGUUCUCCGAUCUUUCGUCGAGUGUGUUGCAUACCAAGGACUAAGUCUGACUCGGACACCCCUUACAGGGAUAUUGUGUCUGCCUUAACUACCAAAUAUGGUUUUAAGAAAUGA
This is a messenger RNA of Eurypyga helias (sunbittern), 852 nucleotides long. RefSeq names its product mitochondrial inner membrane protein COX18. Gene Ontology annotation, molecular function: membrane insertase activity. Gene Ontology annotation, cellular component: mitochondrial inner membrane. The record is from RefSeq and is a predicted model, not a curated record. NCBI's taxonomy places the organism in Eukaryota, Metazoa, Chordata, Aves, Eurypygiformes, Eurypygidae. The coding region runs from base 1 to 852 and encodes 283 amino acids. Gene Ontology annotation, biological process: protein insertion into mitochondrial inner membrane from matrix; mitochondrial respiratory chain complex IV assembly. The transcript has 7 exons.